Molecule: messenger RNA, 3501 nt
Organism: Lampris incognitus (smalleye Pacific opah)
Lineage: Eukaryota; Metazoa; Chordata; Actinopteri; Lampriformes; Lampridae
Product: anoctamin-4-like
Exons: 29
Coding region: 1-3384 (1127 amino acids)
Biological process (GO): chloride transmembrane transport
Cellular component (GO): plasma membrane
Molecular function (GO): protein dimerization activity; chloride channel activity
Source: RefSeq, a predicted model, not a curated record
AUGCUGAUGUUGGAGCACGAUUCCCGCACGGACAUGCGCGUGGUCCGGCAGAUGAGCGCGGGCAUGAAGAUCCAGUGCGCCGAGCGGCGGGUGUGUAAAGUCGGGGACGCCGGAGAGGACGCGGCUUUCCCCGCCGCCGCCGCGACGCUCCUCUCCUCCGGAUCCGCAGAUUGUGAAGCCAGCAGCAGCAGCUACAAUAUGUCUUCUGGAACCUUCUACAGCUGCGUCAGUCAAAUCACCAUUGGGUUCGACCUCGGAGGUCAGAUGGCCAUCGGGAUAUCCCACUGGAAGAACCCGGUCCCCGCGGACGGCCCGACCCUGCCCAGCCCGGACUGCGUCCACUCUGAGGCCUCCGCCGUCCCCGCCAUCGGCCAACAUCCGGAGCCGGUGUCAUGUCCCGCCUCCCUGUCAAUCAGCCCACUGCCGUCAUGCUCCGCCAGUCAGGAGACGCUCAGCGAUAACAGUACAAGUGUUACUAUAUCUCUACAUGGGUCUGAGCCUUCUUGGCAGAGCCCCUUCCACAGACGCAGAGCUCAACUGCAGCCCUCAGCCACCGGCCACCAGGGGGCUGCACACAGAGCUCUCUCCUUGCCCUCCCGCGGGGCAGCAGCCGUCAUGGAGUCCUCGGCAGGCGGUCCAGACUCCCCCACCACAACGAAUGAUGCGUCUUCCCUCGAUGUGAAGGAUGUCAAGUUGGCCCUGGGGACGGAGACAUCGGAGGUCCCCAGCAGCCCGUCCAGAGAUGAAGACUCCACCUUGCUCAACCCGGGGACCCACAGCAGCAUCUUGGAUGAAAGCACAAGGACCGACUCCGUUCACCCAGAGGUGAGAAGAAGUAAGUGCGGGGGCCUGUGUUUCAGUGAUGGCAAGUGCCGCAUUGACUACAUCCUGGUUUACAGGAAGUCUGGCCCCCAGUCAGAAAAGAGGGAGGUGUUCGAAAGGAAUAUCCGUGCAGAGGGCUUGCAGAUGGAAAAAGAGUCCUCCAUGACAAACAGUGAUGUGAUCUUCCUGAAGCUUCACGCUCCCUGGGAGGUUCUCUGUCGCUACGCAGAGCUGAUGAACAUCCGCAUGCCCUUCCGGAGAAAAAUCUUCUACAGGCACCGAAGGCACAAGUUUAUGAGUCGAAUGGAGAAGCGCAUCAACAAGUUCAGGGGCUGGCUUCCUCGCAAGCCCAUGAAGUUUGACAGCGACACGCUUCCAGACCUGGAGGAGAACGAGAGCUUUACCGCCCCCUUCAGUCGGUCCAGGAUACACCAUUUCAUCAUUCACAACAAAGACACGUUUUUCAGCAACGCCACGAGGAGUCGCAUCGUCCACCACAUCCUUCAGCGAGUCAAGUACGAAGAGGGCAAGAAUAAGAUGGGGCUUAAUCGACUUCUGAGCAACAGCUCGUAUGAGGCAGCAUUCCCCCUGCACGAGGGAAGUUACAGAAGCAAAAACUCCAUUCGGACGCAUGGAGCAGAGAACCACCGCCAUCUCCUGUAUGAGUGCUGGGCCUGGUGGGGUGUUUGGUACAAAUACCAGCCCCUUGACCUGAUCAGGAGGUACUUUGGGGAGAAGAUCGGUCUGUAUUUCGCCUGGCUGGGCUGGUAUACCGGGAUGCUGUUUCCUGCAGCUCUGGUGGGUCUGCUGGUCUUCCUCUAUGGCAUGUUCACCCUGGAACAAUGCCAGGUCAGUAAGGAAAUCUGCCAGGCCAGUGAUACCAUCAUGUGCCCCAUCUGUGACCAGUAUUGCCCCCACCUGAGGCUCUCCGACAGCUGCAUCUAUGCCAAGGUCACCCAUCUAUUUGACAAUGGGGCCACUGUGUUCUUUGCGGUGUUCAUGGCUGUCUGGGCGACUGUUUUCCUGGAGUUCUGGAAAAGACGCAGAGCGGUGCUGGCAUAUGACUGGGACCUGGUAGACUGGGAGGAGGAGGAGGACGAAGUCCGUCCCCAGUUUGAGGCCAAAUACUCAAAAAAAGAGAGGAUGAACCCCAUUUCUGGAAAGCCAGAGCCUUACCAGGCAUUCACAGACAAAUACAGCAGGCUCAUCGUCUCAGCAUCUGGGAUCUUCUUCAUGAUACUGGUGGUGAUAGCGGCGGUGUUCGGCAUCGUCAUUUACCGCGUGAUCACCGUCAGUACGUUUGCCGCCUUCGGCUGGGCGCUCAUCAGGAACAACUCUCAGGUGGCGACCACGGGCACCGCCGUCUGCAUCAACUUCUGCAUCAUCAUGCUGCUCAACGUGCUCUAUGAAAAGGUUGCUCUCCUUCUCACCAACUUAGAGCAGCCCAGGACCGAGUCAGAGUGGGAGAACAGUUUCACCCUCAAAAUGUUCCUGUUCCAGUUUGUCAACCUGAACAGCUCCACGUUCUACAUCGCCUUCUUUCUGGGAAGAUUUACAGGUCGGCCCGGGGCGUACCUGCGUCUCCUCGGCCGCUGGAAACUGGAAGAGUGUCACCCCAGCGGCUGUCUCAUUGACCUCUGCAUGCAGAUGGGAAUCAUCAUGGUGCUAAAACAGACCUGGAACAACUUUAUGGAGCUCGGAUACCCUCUCAUCCAGAACUGGUGGACCCGCCGGAGGCUGCGGAGGGAAUAUGGACAGACUGCCAAGGCCAGCUUCCCACAGUGGGAGCGGGAUUACAACCUCCAGCCCAUGAAUGCCUACGGACUCUUCGAUGAAUACCUGGAGAUGAUUUUGCAGUUUGGCUUCACUACGAUCUUCGUCGCAGCGUUCCCCCUGGCCCCUCUCCUCGCUCUGCUCAACAACAUCAUCGAGAUUCGCCUCGACGCCUACAAGUUUGUCACGCAGUGGCGCCGACCUUUGCCUUCUCAAGCCAAAGACAUAGGAAUCUGGUAUGGUAUUCUGGAGGGUAUCGGGAUCCUCUCCGUUAUCACGAAUGCCUUCGUCAUCGCUGUGACUUCAGAUUUCAUCCCUCGCCUCGUCUAUGCCUACAAAUACGGCCCAUGUGCUGGUCAGGGCCGCGCGGGGGAGAGGUGCAUGAUGGGAUAUGUGAAUGCCAGUCUGUCGAUAUUUCGAGUGUCUGACUUUGAGAAGAAGUCGGAGCCCAGGACUAACGGCUCAGAGCUGUUUGGAGAAGCUGUGAAGUUCUGCAGGUACCGCGACUACCGGGAGCCCCCGGACUCCACCGAGCCGUACUCCUACACUCUGCAGUUCUGGCACGUGUUGGCGGCGCGGCUGGCGUUCAUCAUCGUUUUUGAGCACAUGGUCUUCGCCAUCAAAACCUUGAUCGCUUACCUGAUCCCAGACCUGCCCAAAGACCUGCGGGACCGCAUGCGCCGCGAGAAGUACCUGAUCCAGGAGAUGAUGUACGAGGCCGAGCUGGAGCGUCUCCAGAAGGAGAAGAACAAGAGGAAGGACAGGACUCACCACAAGGAGUGGCCGUGAACACGCCACCACGCCACCAGCCGGUUCUGUGUCUGUCACUCCGGGACACGUUUGCUCAGUGGGGCUCUGCAGACAGUGAGGAAGAGCAAGUGGUGAGGAAGAGGAGGGCUGCCCCCC